CUGAUUUGAUGCUUGCUCCUCCCCGCUGAGUGUCUUCUGGAGGCCAAGGUGAGAGGUGGAAGAGAAUGGCCACGGAGAUCAGUGCUCGGGGCAGAGAGCGUGCCAUUGGGCAAGAGGAGUAUAACCUGUAUAGCAGCCUGAGCGAGGAUGAGCUGGUCCAGAUGGCCAUUGAGCAGAGCCUGGCUGACAAGACUCGGGGCCCAACCACCACUGAGGCCGCUGUGUCCACACGUGUCAACCGCGAACCUGCACAUUUCUACCCGUGGACCAGGUCCGCUGUGUCUCCUGAGAGCGCCCCGACCUCAGCCCCCAAGGGCCUGUUCCAGGAGGUUAUGCAGAAAUACAACCGCAGCAAGUCCUCCCAGCUGGCGCCCGUGGACCCUGUGCUAAAGGCCAUCAAGGAAGGCGAUGAAGCGGCCUUGAAGGCGAUGAUCAAGGCGGGGAAGAACCUCGCAGAGCCCAACAAGGAGGGCUGGCUGCCACUGCACGAGGCGGCCUACUACGGCCAGCUGAGCUGCCUGAAGGUGCUGCAUCAAGCAUACCCGGCAGUCAUUGACCAGCGCACCCUGCAGGAGGAAACGGCCCUUUACCUGGCGACAUGCAGGGGACACCUGGACUGCCUCCAAUCCCUGCUCCAGGCUGGGGCUGAGCCCGACAUCUCCAACAAGGCCCGAGAGACACCACUCUACAAAGCCUGUGAACGCAAGAACGUGGAGGCGGUGAGGAUUCUGGUGCAGUACAACGCGGACACGAACCACCGCUGCAACCGAGGCUGGACGGCUCUGCACGAGUCUGUUGCUCACAAUGACCUGGAGGUCAUGGAGAUCCUGGUGAGCAGAGGUGCUAAGGUGGAAGCCAAGAAUGUCUAUGGCAUCACCCCCUUGUUCGUGGCCGCCCAGAGUGGGCAGCUGGAGGCACUGAGGUUCCUGGCCAAACACGGUGCUGAGAUCAACACACAGGCCAGCGACCAUGCGUCUGCCCUCUACGAGGCCUGCAAGAACGAGCACGAGAAGGUAGUGGAGUUCCUGCUGUCGCAGGGCGCCGACGCCAACAAGGCCAACAAGGAUGGCAUACUCCCGCUGCACAUCGCUUCCAAGAAGGGCAACUACAGGAUCGUGCAGAUGUUGCUGCCGGUGACCAGCCGCACGCGCGUACGCCGUAGCGGCAUCAGCCCGCUGCACCUGGCCGCCGAGCGCAACAACGACGAGGUGCUCGAGGCUCUGCUGAGCGCGCGCUUCGACGUGAACGCGCCCCUGGCGCCCGAGCGCGCGCGCCUCUACGAGGACCGGCGCAGCUCGGCGCUGUACUUCGCGGUGGUCAACAACAACGUGUACGCCACCGAGCUGCUGCUGCUCGCGGGCGCCGACCCCAACCGCGACGUCAUCAACCCCCUGCUGGUGGCCAUCCGCCACGGCUGCCUGCGCACCAUGCAGCUGCUGCUGGACCACGGCGCCAACAUCGACGCCUACGUCGCCACGCACCCCACCGCCUUCCCCGCCACCAUCAUGUUCUCCAUGAAGUGCCUGUCGCUGCUCAAGUUCCUCAUGGACCUCGGCUGCAACGGCGAGCCCUGCUUCUCGUGCCUGUACGGCAACGGCCCGCACCCGCCCGCCCCGUCGCCCUCCAACAGGUUCAACGACGCGCCCGCCUCGAACAAGGCGCCAGGCGUGGUCCAGUUCUGCGAGAUCCUGUCUGCCCCGGAGGUGAGCCACUGGGCAGGGCCCAUCAUCGACGUCCUCCUGGACUACGUGGGCAAUGUGCAGCUCUGCUCCCGGCUGAAGGAGCACAUUGACAGCUUCGAGGACUGGGCUGUCAUCAAGGAGAAAGCAGAACCUCCAAGACCCCUGGCUCACCUUUGCCGGCUGCAAGUUCGAAAAGCCAUUGGGAAAUACCGUAUAAAACUCUUGGACACGUUGCCACUCCCAGGCAGGCUGAUUAGAUACCUGAAAUAUGAGAACACCCAGUAA
Eubalaena glacialis (North Atlantic right whale) is the source of this 1967-nucleotide messenger RNA. It is a transcript of the gene ASB2, whose product is annotated as ankyrin repeat and SOCS box containing 2. The record is from RefSeq and is a predicted model, not a curated record. Gene Ontology annotation, cellular component: cytoplasm. Gene Ontology annotation, biological process: intracellular signal transduction. Gene Ontology annotation, molecular function: protein binding. Lineage: Eukaryota; Metazoa; Chordata; Mammalia; Artiodactyla; Balaenidae. The coding region runs from base 66 to 1967 and encodes 633 amino acids. The transcript has 9 exons.